Molecule: messenger RNA, 2842 nt
Organism: Emiliania huxleyi CCMP1516
Lineage: Eukaryota; Haptophyta; Isochrysidales; Noelaerhabdaceae
Exons: 8
Coding region: 207-2507 (766 amino acids)
Source: RefSeq, a predicted model, not a curated record
CGGCGGCGCAAGCGGGUCUGGCGCAUCCAUCGCCACGAGCCUCGCGACCGCGGUCGUGGCACCUGGCGGCAUCGACGAGCCGCGAGACGCGUCCGCUGCUGCCCAUUCGCCACCCUAGCCCCGCGCGAGCCCACCAUGCGCACCCCAUUUCAUGCUGCUGACCCGCCGUCGCCUGCGCGCUCGCAGAUCCAAAACACCCCAUCAUCAUGAUCAACUGGAAGCUGUACGUCACCGCGCUGCUGCUGCCGCUGGCGCUCGGCUGGAAUUCGUGCUCGAGGCCCGAUGUGGAGUACUUCCAGGCUGACGAAGGCGCGGGCACAUCCUUCAACUACGCCGCCGGGGCGAUGAACGGCAAGGUGUACACGGGCGGAUACUUCAAGGGGACCUACCUUCCCGUCGGCUACAACUCGAACGGGAUGGUGGCACCGGUGCCGGGUGCCGUCCGCGUCAUGGAUGCGACCUCCGACGACCAGCACCUGCAACUGUCAGAGACCGACUCCACGGGGAAGCUCCUGCAGACGUGGUUCUUCGAGGGGACGGCGAAGCAGGUCGGCAGCAUCGGACACGGCGCGCAGACCAACGAAGUCGACUCGUACGACGGCAUCAAGGCCAUGCUCGACGACAACCACCUGUCGGUCAAGAUGGGGUUCCGGCAGCAGCUCACGCUGCCCGACGGCACGACGCUCGACUCCGCCUACAUGGCCAAUGGCGACGCUCGGCUGAACACCAACGAGCAGGUCCAGCUGAUGAUCAAGCUGGACGUCUCCAAGGCUGCUGGCAUCGGCCCCGGCACAACCGGGUGGUACAAGAUCCUCGACGAGGACCACCCCGGGUACGUAAUCGUGCGCGCGGCCGACGGCGACGCGAACGGCAACAUGAUCCUCUCGUACAAAGGCUGCGAUUCGUUCAAUGCGACGAAAGUGGUAGUCACAACCGGGUGGCGCGGCACCACGACAACUGUUGGGGAGCCGUAUGACUGCGCGGAGUACUUGACCUGCCUGGCCUCGGGGGAUGGCUCCACCGUGUGGCGCAAGCAGCUCCCGGAGGGCGUCGUUCUCGAUCGAUGCCGCGCGACGGUGGACGGGUCCUUCUUCUGCGGCUUCAACAUGGCACAGGCCUUUGAGGCGGACUUUGGCAACGGCGUGGUUGCCCCGAGCGAGAUCGACGCGACUCGCGUGAACCUCGUCGGUCAGAGUACUACCGGCGCCGGCCUCAUCAAGUACAACUCAAUGGGCGAGGCCCUGUGGGUCAAACGCGGCCCUGAUUCCGGCUGGUCCGUCCAGGGUUCCUCGAGUACUCUGUCAGUGUCGCGCGAUGGCACCCUACUCGCGAUGACCGGGCCGGUCGUCGAUGGGAGAGGCAAUCGCGCCAAGACCCAGGUGAGCCGCAUCGACACCUCGAACGACUUGACGAAGGACGUCCUGUGGACUGACAUCAUCCCCUCGGGGUCUCACGGCUUUCGAGGAAUGGAGGUAAUGAGGGGCGCCGGCCAACCUGAAGACGAGGUCGUGGCCAUGGGCCAGAUCUAUGCUGGCUGGCUGACGCUCACCGACGACCAGAACGCGACCAUGACGCUGCGCUCCAUCGGACAAUACGACGUGUUUGUGGUGGCCUACGACGCCACGACCGGCGCUGGCAAGUGGGCGAUGGACGGCGGUAGUGACGAGGUCGGCGACAGCGGCACCGGCGAUUACUUCUUCGCGUUUACCGCCGACGCGGUUUCUGGCGACAUCUACGUUGGGGGCGGGGUCUACUCUGGCCCCUCCAAGUUCCGCUGGGGCGAUCUCCAGCGCGACAACGUGAUGCACGACGCGCAAACAAUCAAGAGCUCGGGGACCAGCCCCCCCCACGCCUUCCUCGUCAACUUGAAGUCGGUCUCCUCGCACCACCCCGAGUGCCUCAACUCGUGCGACGAGGCCGUCGGCGUCCACGAGUCCAACGUCAACGACGGCUACUGCUACAUCGACCGCUACUGCUACAAGGAUGGCACGUCCUCGCCGUACGUAGGCCAUCACUGCUACAGCUGCAACUCCACCGCGGACAAGCUUGAGUUCACUGCACCCGAGGGCGGGCGUCGCCCGACGGGUGCGGGGAGGAAUGUCGUGCCUGGCUUCUGCUUCAUCGACGGCGUCUGCUACGACGACAACGAGCACGAGAGCUACAACAAGAACAAGCCCGUGGACCCGUGCAACAAGUGCGACACUGCCAGCCCCGAUGUUUGGACGGCAGUCAACGGCUGCCUGCUCGCCAUGGAGUUCGUGGGGGCUCCCGACCCGGACGGCAUCAUUCGCAACGGCAUGUGCGAGGCGACCAACUUCGAGGGCGGCAUCAGGUACAACAAGGACGGCUCGGUCAACCCAGUUGGUUGGGAGCUGGAGGCUACCGCAGCUGGCUGGGGGCCUCUGAGCUGCGGCAGCGGCCAAACCCCGGCCCAGCAGAGCACUGCAGCGGCGCUGCGCCAGCGGCGCGUCAUGAAGGUGGCCGAGGGGGAGCAGUGGUGGCCGUGAGGUAAGCGGCAGCGGCGAGCAGCGGCGGGGUGAGAAGAGACGGCAGCGCCAGCCAGCGCCUUGCUGUCCCCCUCGCUCGCUCGGCGGAGUCUGACCCCCUUGUUUGCGGGUGAGCGGCUCGCGCGGGACAUGUUUGUUGGGGACUGAGGGUCGAGGGGGGCCCGAGGAGUGUGAUCCCUCCGUGUGCGGGGUAGCGGCUACGGCUCCCGGGACUGAGGGUAGAGGGGUGCGGUGGGGCGAAAAGUGUGAUCCCUCCCAGGGGUGCGCUAGGCGCGACAAGAGCUCCCGGCGGGACGUGUCUCACUAUAGAGAAAGAUACACUUCGCCGGAUGACA